Messenger RNA from Fukomys damarensis (Damara mole-rat), 5411 nucleotides. RefSeq names its product exocyst complex component 7 (gene Exoc7). NCBI's taxonomy places the organism in Eukaryota, Metazoa, Chordata, Mammalia, Rodentia, Bathyergidae. Gene Ontology annotation, biological process: exocytosis. The transcript has 21 exons. The coding region runs from base 72 to 2234 and encodes 720 amino acids. Gene Ontology annotation, molecular function: phosphatidylinositol-4,5-bisphosphate binding. The record is from RefSeq and is a predicted model, not a curated record. Gene Ontology annotation, cellular component: exocyst.
UGACAGGAACGGAAGCCGAGCGGGAUUCUGAGUGAUGAUAUUGAGGAGUGGGUAACGCAGGCUUCAGAGCGAUGAUCCCCCCACAGGAGGCGUCCGCCCGGCGGCGGGAGAUUGAAGAUAAACUGAAGCAGGAGGAGGAGACGCUGUCUUUUAUCCGAGACAGCCUGGAGAAGAGCGACCAGCUCACCAAGAACAUGGUGUCCAUCCUGUCAUCCUUUGAGAGUCGCCUCAUGAAGCUGGAGAAUUCCAUCAUCCCUGUGCACAAGCAAACAGAGAAUCUGCAACGAUUGCAGGAGAAUGUUGAGAAGACUCUGUCCUGCCUGGACCAUGUCAUCAGCUACUACCAUGUGGCUAGUGACACUGAGAAGAUCAUCAGGGAAGGCCCCACAGGUCGGCUUGAGGAGUACCUGGGAAGCAUGGCUAAAAUUCAGAAGGCUGUGGAAUAUUUCCAGGACAAUAGCCCAGACAGCCCAGAGCUCAACAAAGUGAAGCUUCUGUUUGAGCGGGGGAAGGAGUCACUGGAGUCUGAGUUCCGCAGCCUGAUGACCCGGCACAGUAAGGUCGUCUCCCCUGUGCUCAUCCUGGACCUCAUCAGUGGCGAUGAGGAGCUGGAGGUCCAGGAGGACGUGGCCCUGGAGCACCUGCCUGAGAGCAUGCUCCAGGAUGUGGUCCGCAUCUCCCUCUGGCUGGUGGAGUAUGGCCGCAACCAAGAUUUCAUGAAUGUCUACUACCAGAUACGCUCCAGCCAGUUGGACCGCUCCAUCAAGGGCCUAAAGGAACAUUUCCGGAAAAGUAGUUCUUCCUUUGGGGUUCCCUACUCCCCUGCUAUCCCCAACAAGAGGAAGGACACACCCACCAAGAAGCCAAUCAAGCGGCCAGGGACGAUCCGUAAGGCUCAGAACCUUCUGAAACAGUAUUCCCAGCAUGGUCUAGAUGGGAAAAAGGGGGGCUCUAACCUCAUUCCUCUGGAAGGUCACGAGCAUGAUUUCCGAGUUAAGCACCUGUCCGAGGCCCUGAACGACAAGCACGGGCUGCUGGCCGGGAGAGACGACAUGCUGGACGUGGAGACCGAUGCCUACAUUCACUGUGUCAGUGCCUUCGUCAAGCUGGCCCAGAGCGAGUACCAGCUGCUGACGGACAUCAUCCCUGAGCAUCAUCAGAAGAAAACCUUUGACUCCUUGAUACAGGAUGCCCUGGAUGGGCUGAUGCUCGAGGGGGAGAACAUUGUGUCCGCUGCUCGGAAGGCCAUCAUUCGCCAUGACUUCUCCACGGUGCUCACAGUCUUCCCCAUCCUGCGGCACCUCAAGCAGACCAAGCCUGAGUUUGACCAGGUGCUCCAGGGCACAGCCGCUAGCACCAAGAACAAACUACCUGGCCUCAUCACCUCCAUGGAGACCAUUGGCGCCAAAGCACUGGAGGACUUUGCAGACAACAUCAAGAAUGAUCCAGACAAGGAAUACAACAUGCCCAAGGAUGGCACCGUGCACGAGCUCACCAGCAAUGCCAUCCUCUUCCUGCAGCAGCUUCUGGACUUCCAGGAGACAGCGGGUGCCAUGCUGGCCUCCCAAGUUCUUGGGGACACAUACAAUAUUCCUUUAGACCCCCGAGAGACCAGUUCUUCGGCCACCAGCUACAGCUCCGAGUUUAGCAAGCGACUGCUGAGUACCUAUAUCUGUAAAGUCCUGGGCAACCUGCAGCUGAACUUGCUGAGCAAGUCCAAGGUGUAUGAAGACCCGGCACUGAGCGCCAUCUUCCUGCACAACAACUACAACUACAUCCUCAAGUCCCUGGAGAAAUCUGAGUUGAUCCAGCUGGUGGCCGUGACCCAGAAGACUGCUGAGCGCUCCUACCGGGAGCACAUCGAGCAGCAGAUCCAAACCUACCAGCGCAGUUGGUUAAAGGUGACUGAUUACAUCUCAGAGAAGAACCUGCCUGUGUUCCAGCCAGGAGUCAAGCUUCGAGAUAAGGAACGGCAGAUGAUCAAGGAGCGUUUUAAGGGCUUCAAUGAUGGCCUUGAAGAAUUGUGCAAGAUCCAGAAGGCCUGGGCUAUUCCAGACACCGAGCAGAGGGACAAAAUUCGCCAGGCCCAGAAAAACAUUGUCAAGGAGACCUACGGGGCCUUUCUGCACAGGUACAGCAGCGUGCCCUUCACCAAGAACCCUGAGAAGUACAUCAAGUACCGCGUGGAGCAGGUGGGCGACAUGAUCGAUCGCCUUUUCGACACCUCUGCCUGAGCCUGCCAGUGUCCCUGUCUGGUUCCGUCACACUAGCUGUGUCAGUGGACAGAUAAACCAGUGUUAACGGGCCUCUGGGCUGGUGAGUUUGAAGUCCUUUGGGACAGAGACUGUUCUUAACUGCACCGUUCAAGAGCCCUGUCCCUGUGCCCUCUAGUCCUGGUGUCUGUCCGCUUCUUCCUGUACCCCGUGUUCCCCUUCAGCCCUUUUCCAGGGUGCUGGAACCUUUCAGAACUCGAGUUCUGUGGCCGAGCACAGCCAGCCAGGGCCAUGUGAGGCCUUCUGAGAUAGGAGAGAAGGAAGCCAGAGCCCCACGCCCCGAGCUGCUUCCUGUACCUCCUGAGUAGGAGGGCAGACCCUCCCCAGCUGAGUUCAGACCUGGAGUUAGAAAACUCCCAUCCAGCUAGGAAAUGUGAGGGGCUCAGAGGAGCAGGCCACAUCCUAGCCAAGGGGAGGGGCUAGAGAAAAAGCAGUCAGGGUCGACUCCCUUUCUUGGACGUGGUACAUCGUUGUCCGCAGACUCAAGCCCCGGGGAUGUUCAACCUCCCUGACGUUCUCCAGGUGGCAGGGAGGACUCUUGUCUGUUCCCUGCAGAGUCCAGCACACUGCAGGAAGCUUGUGGAGAAGUUCUGACCCACCUUGGAGGCCGGCCACUCAGCUCCUGUCUCCCAUUCUCCAAUACCAGCAUCUCCCAGCUGUGUGUGUGUGUUUGUGUGUGUGUGUGUGUGUUGGGAGAUUAGUGAAUGAUGGUGAGCAGUCCCGGAGCAGAGUUGGAGGUCAAGGGUGUUAAGUCAGACCCCGCCUACUUAGUGACAGCUGAGUUCAAUGAAGGCCGACACUGGAGGUGCACUUGCACUCGGGUGAGGGGUUUAUUUCCACUCUGCUGUGCGCCGGUGCAUGCAGAACCAGGAACUCAUGGUACUUGGGGUCCUGCAGGGUUAGGGACAGCCAGCGCUCCUUCCCCGCUCUCCAGAGACCCUGCCCUGGCCCUCUCCCCCGGCUGUGAGGAGCCACACUGCGUCCUAUGUCUGCAGGCUCUGGCCCUGCCCUGUCACAGCCUGGGCUGCCCACCGUGAGAAACAGCCUCACCAGGGGCUGGGUCAGACUUGCAUGUUGCCCACAUCCAGAUUCCAACAAAGAGGAACUGGCUGCACACCACACUGGCCACGUAUAUGAGGAAGAAGGUGUGGUCAGCGGCCUCAGCCCAGCUCCUCGAGCCUUUUCCUCUUGGGGAUACUGUGGGGGAAGAAGCAGGGAAAGGAGCUUUCUCCAAACCUCCUACAACAUACUCUUGCAGAGCAGGCUUCAAGUCUCUCUUAGCUUCUCACCUAAUAAAAGUUUGGGUCUGGCCCAUCCUAAGCCAUCUCCAGGGGAAGAGAUACCCUCUUAGAGAUCUCUGGGAUUAAUUCAGUCUGAGGUGACCUGGGCCUUUAGGGAAGCUAAGCUGGUUGGCCAUUCCAGACAGGCCUGCUUCUUCCCAGGGAGGGUGCAGUGGAUCCUGGAGACAGCAGAUCCAGCUAGCGAGUAGAGGUAGCUCCAGUAUAUUCAGCCACCCGGGCCUUGGCUGAGUCCUGCCAGUGCCACCUGGUCAAACCUGCCCCAGGCCUCAUUCCACCCCCAGAGAGGGCCCUUCACCCCAGCUCACCUUCAGAAUUAGGCCCUGGGUUCUCCUGGUCUCUCUGUUCCUCUCUUGGGACUGGGUUGGAGCUGCUUUUAUUCCUAAGGCUAUCCCGGGCCAGCAGCCCAGCCAGCAGCACAGUCUCCAUGGUGCUGAGAAAGAGCAGCAGCAGCAGGAUUGUGAAGUAGUAAACUGGAGGUGGGAAAGGACUUGAGGGGCCAGGCCCAGCUGGGUCGCAGCUUGGGUGACACCAGGUCAAGGACAGGCUACAUGGAAUGGGAAGGCGCGGGGCUUACUGAGCAGUGGGUUGCAGGAAGAGGAGCUGGGCAGGGCCUGCACCAGGGAAGAGUGGAAGACGAGGUAGCCCAGCAGCAGUGUCACCUUGUAGGCGAUGCGCUCAGUGGCCCGGAGGGGCAGCAGCCCCCCACACACAUCAGCUAACAGCAGCGCCUCUCCGGGUACCAGCAGCGAUAUGAUGGACUCUAGUGCUGUGUUCUUCAGGCUCAUCUGGAAGGGAAGAGGCUGAGCCUUUCCCAGGAUAUGGAGGGGGUGGGCAGCACGGGGAUGGUCACGGCCCUGACUGUGCCCACUCAUUGCCCUCCAUCAGCCUCUGCCAGCCCCUUCCCAGUUUGACUCACCAUCACCUGGAAGCAGGGCACCAGAUGCUGGUGUGGGACUUGGAUUUUCAAAUCAUGAACUACGUAUUCUCUCUUGACACUCACAAUCUCAUUCUUUAUGUGGGCCUGGAACUCCAACUCCUUCACUGAAAGGGAUGGGGAUGAGAAGGGUGGACUAAGACAGGGAGAUCUCUGCCCCCAAGUCUCUUAAGAGUCAAAACCCAAGCUUGAGCCCAGGGACGAAGCAACUUCUUGUGGCUUUUGGGAGGCACACUUGAAGAUGGCUUCCCGAUCCCUUCUCAGCACUUCGCGUCUCCAAUGAAGAGAAGAGCCUCAGCUUCAUAAAUGAGCUGUCAUUGCAAAUAAAUGCACUUUGUGCUACUUCGUGCCAGGGAUGUGGUCACAGACUCAGGGGUCCGUGGAGCAGCGGUUGUCCUCUUACGGAGGGGAGGGAGGUAAUGGGAAGUACUCUGCCGAUUUAGACGUCACCUAAUGGGUUAGGGGUAUUUUACUGGGUGGCUGCUGCUUCAGUUGCCUCUGGGCUGGAUGCAAAUAGUCCAGCAGGUAGUUUGGACCCGACUGCUGAGAGCACUCACGCUGGGGAGAAAGGACUGAAGCUACCACCACGCUGUGACCCUGGAGGUGGACAGUAAGGCCACAGCUGAGAGAGGGGGACAGGAGAUGGGCUGAUGUCUGAGUGGAGGUGCAGAGUGAGGAGCGUGUGCUGCCCUGGGCACCAUUCAGUUCCCCAACACCUGGGGUAGACUGAUCUGAGCCCAGAGCCCAAUGUCUGACCUGCGCUAGAGACUGGAGGGUCCCCUCCCCCUGCCCUCACCCCCUGCCCUGUCAGCACCAGUGUUGCUGAAAGCAUAGAAGCUGAGGCUGCAGUUGCUCUGGUCCCUGGGGAAGUGGAGGAGCUCAAAGUUGCAGUUGGUCUCUGUG